AUGCGUGUUGAGAAUGGACCAGGAAACAUCAUGAGGAUAGAUUCCAAAAAGGAUUUGGGCACCUGGGUCUCCUCAAACUUGUCCUUCUCACUGCGCCAUGAGCAAUCGGCCCAAAAGGCAUUCGCCAUUUUACGGAUGAUCCGAUGCACCUUCUCCCGUAUUACUCGCAUGGACUUCCAAAUACUCUAUGGGGCCUACGUCAGAGCGCUCCUGGAAUACGCCAACCAAGUUGCCUACUCAGAACACACGAAAGACGUCACCCUCACUGAGCGUGUCCAGCAAGCCGCCACUAGAAUGGUUGCUAGCCUCAAAUCCGUGGACUACGAAGCGCGUCUCGCAAUGCUUGAUUUCUUUUCUCUAGAGUACCGUCGCCUCCGAGGGGACCUAAUUCUUACUUAUGCCCUGUCUGAACAAAGCUUGGCAAACAGUUUUUUCACUGUUGACCCGGCAAACACGCGGGGACAUAGCUCCGGGACAUGUGAGAGUAUACGGCUCUCCAAAAGCUUUCGUACACAAAGUGGUGUACAUCAGGGAUGCCCAUUCUGCCGGUUCUUUUUUAGCUUCGUGAUAGAUGAAAUAAUAAGAAAUAAUAAGGGUCUCCAGAACCCUGGUGUUCAAAUAUCCUGUGAAGAAAACCUUGUCGAUCUGGAGUACGUAGACGACAUCGUUCUCAUCUUCGAAGAGGGGGGGAAGGUGCGAGUAUUUUUGGAUGAAAUGACCAAAGUCAUCCCGUCCUUUGGUUUGCAAUUUGCACCCAAAAAGGUCAUGCUCGUCGACGUGCAGUCAUUGAACACGCCACUUACAAUCCAGGGAGAGGUAUUGGAAAUUGUGGAGCGUUUUACUUAUCUUGGAAGUUGUAUUAGUUCUGAUUGUAGUGUGACAGAUGAGGUGAAUGCACGAAUCUGCAAGGCUCGGAUAGCGUUUGCUAAUUUGAAACCCCUAUGGCGUCAGAAUGGUUUAUCCGUGAAUCUCAAUGGACGGAAAACUGUCGGAUCUAGCGGUACUCGAGAACUGGACUAUCCUUCGAUGCGAUUUCAUGCUGGCGGAGAACUGGAAGUCCACAAAUCGUUUUCACUUCCUCCUGAGCUAAUUGAAAAGUUCGCAGGUAUGUUUUUUUAUCCAUUUCUCUCUUUCACACACCCGACACUUCCCUCUUCGCCCAGGAAUGCAGAGCAAUUGUCUGAUGGGCAUAUUCACGUUGUGCAGUCGAGCUUGGGUGACGAUCGACAACGAACUGUUUAUGUGGAAUUACGAGGAUGGGUUUGUAUUAUUGAUUCAAAUGUUGAGACUGUUUGUUUUUACAGCGAUGAUCUGGCUUAUUAUGACGGGAUAAAAGAUACCAUCAUUUGUGUUGGAUUGGCACAGCCACGUGUCGGUGUUCUUCCCGAUCGAAUCCAGCAUCUUCUAUGCAUUGCUACUGCACUUGAACUGUUUGUUCUGGGAGUGACCUACUCAACUACGGCGGGGGCUCCCAUCGGUCAUCAUGGAGAAGUGUUGCACGUAUUACCAGACCCUCUUUACUGUUUGCCCACGGAUAACUAUACGGUAACGUGUAUGGAGUGCACGACCGAUGGAAGGAUGUUCCUUGGUACACAAGAGGGCUCUCUGCUAGAGCUAAACUAUUCCCCCAUACCCGGAUGGACAGGAGAUCCCUCGGUGCCCCUGAGCCGCACUGGUCCUUGUACACUCAUCAAUCAUUCGGCUUCCGCAAUUAGCUUACUGUUACCGGCCGUACUCACCACGGGAUUUCGGACGACAGAUGCCAUAUGCCAACUGGUAUCCGAUCCAACUCGUCAGUUGCUCUACUUACGUACCGAAAACUCCAACCUUGCGGUUUAUUCCUAUUCGAUCAAAGCAACCGUCGGUACAUCGCUGACACGAUCAGCUCAGCUAUCCAGUUCGGAUUUGGCCUAUACCGCGUCUGGCGUGGUCCGCUCGGUAGACAAGGCGCAGUUUCGAAGUAUUGCCUCCGUUUUACCGCUGUUUGGCGGCCCGUUCCACUUGAUGGCUGUUACGAAAACCGGGAUUCGAUUGUACUUUGGCGAGCAGUUGCGUCUGCUUCACAUCCGAUUGCCACCCACAUCUCCUUAUGGCCGGCUUGGUUUGGGAGAAGUUAAAUUGGUCGCCGAAACUCGUGGCACAGUAGUUCUCAUCUCAGCAUUGCCACCUAAUGCCGCAUCCAUUGGAACAGCUCGUCCUCUCCUCACCAAAACGUCGGAUACACAACCGUUCGUACCCGUUCCUCCCACGACGUUGAGUUCCCCGAUUUCUUCAGGGAGUGUGACUGGCGGGGAACCAGACACUAGUACACGAUCAUCGUAUGACGUACCGCCCAACAUCCUGUAUACCCUCAGUCCAGAUCCGUACCCAUGGACGCCCAAUCUGACCGAAGUUUGCACUACAGCUUGGUGUGUUGGUGGUGUCUGGGCUCUAACUGUUCUGCCCUCGGAUGAACCAGUCUCCCUUGAUUUCGCUUUUUCCAGGAACACGACUUCACCCUGUCCCCGUGGACAACCACCUGUUGUACUAACCCAACACCUCGAUCCUCCCUAUCGUCGUCUGCUGCUGAUAUCUGCUCAGGGUCUUGUACAUCUACGCCUUCCUAGCCCAAUCGUGAGGUUGAAAGAAUUCCUACUGCGUGAAGUGUCUUCACGACUGUUGAAUACCAGCGUCAACUUGUUUCCCGAACAACCGCCACUGUUAACACCAGGAUCCUUCGUAAAACAGACACCCGGUGUCAUGUACCCUUCUUUCGGUGACUUGGAUGAUGUGUCUCCGGAGUUACUGCGGAAUACUGGGUUUUUAUCAGCCUACUUGCAUCAGUUCAGUCCAGAUGAGGCUAUUUGUGCGGCACUCAUUAUCGGCUCAGCUCAUUCUAGUCUUGGUGAAUCGGACAAUCGUGGUCUCGGCGUGGCCGUUGAACAAGCCGUUCUGUUCUUCGCUGCGGAAGCCGCUCAGUUCUGGGUUCCUGCAGUGCGCCGCCCCAAUCCUGGUUCUGGUGCCCUCAUUCGACAAUCUGCGUUAACAAGCUCACAAGGCACAAGCCAACCGAUCGAUCGGGCACUAUUCAGUGGGAUGUUCCUCUUUAGCGGAAUCACCGUGUUCCUGGCUCGCAUGGCACGUACGUUUUGGCGCAGUCCGCUGUUUCGGGAUGCCAGUGCGGUGUCCAAUGGGUCCCUUGCCAAGUCAAACCAAUCCAGUGGCUUGAUCGGUUCUUGGAUGCGAAGCUUUGUCAACGUCCUUGCUUCUGCUUCUCCUCUCCGAGGCGGACGGUCUACAACGGAAGAAAAUAGACCGGUCAUUUCCCGUUUGGACCCCAACGAGAUCACAUGGUUGAUUCACCAACUGAGUUAUUUACAACGAUUUCUUCAACGCCAGUUGAAGCUACGUGGAGGAUGGCUAAGGGCCUCGACUGCUGGGUUAACCUCACAUCCGGAGAAAUCGGCAGCUGGCGAUGAAAGCUCGGAUCAGGUGGACGGGAUCCUGCUCCAGCGUUUAUCCGAAGAACUGGACAAACUUCUGGGUGCCAUGCUGGAAAUUUUGGAAUUUUGGCGUAUCUUUAGUGAACACGCAGUGCAUCGGAUUGCAGAGAAUCUGACGAGCGACCAACGGGCCCUACUACUCCAAGUCCCAUUUGAGUCAUACACUCUUUGCCUGCUAGAUUCUAGUCAAUCCACCGCACAGCCGUUGUUGAUACAAAAGGAGUUCACUACCCCAACUUCGCCAACAACCCCUCCUCACGCGUCGUUUGGUGCCAACGUCGGUUUAGAUUUAAUUUCCGCGCUAAUAAAUGCUCUGAUAGAGUACUACCUGACCGAAUCCGGACGGGAUGUGGACAGUGGUAUCAGUUUGGAUGUUAUAACCACUCGUCUGCGGUCCAACUGCCCGACUCUGUUUGCCAAUGAAGAUGCGAUCAGUGCCAAGGCUAGCGAGUGUUUGAUUCAAGCUAUUCUGUUACGCUCCACUCUUCCGACUGUGGAAGCCGAAUCACCGGUUGACGCCUCCGUGGACGACACCUUGUCUCGAAUUGACGAACUCAUCGCGAAUGCGCAGGAGCUGUAUGCAGAAGCUGGGCCAGGUCUUGAUUUGGAAGGAGCGGUGACACGUUUAGAGGCCUGUGGAGCGUGGCGCGGUGCCGUUGCUCUGUGUCUGGCAGUAGCCAACAAACGCGAUCCAAACGACGUGGCGGUAGAUUGUUUGAAAACUGGACGUCGUCCUUCCACAGAUCCGAUCGCGGUUGAUGGCAAACGUGGUGUUGUCGAACCCCGAAAUCGUCGACAGUUUUAUGCGCAGUCUGAGCUAUCUGCUACCGAGGGACGCUACGAUGCCUACCAUCAUGCAGUCAGAUGUUUUGAGCGACUGUGGGUACUGUGCCAGCUUCCUCCCAGUGCAACAGAUCUACUAAACCAAUCAUCCUUCACUGAUAUCAAACAAACCGCCAAGCUGGGAACUCUCUCCGGAGCUUGUCUACUGGAAGUGACUCCGUCGCCCAGCUCUGCCCGCACAUUGCUCUACUCCAUUCUUCAAGAGGAGGUUGUCCAAUCCACGGAUGUUCUGGCACAUUUUGAAGUGUUCAGCUGGCUGAUAUCUCAUGGGUUGACAGAUACCGCAGUGGCGCUCAACUCACCACACUUGGAAGCCUAUUUACGCUCGCGACUGCGCCAGUGUCCUGAUGACCCGGACCUACGAUGUUUGUUGUGGCGUCAGUUGGAGCGCCGUGGUUCUAGACUGGAAGCUGCUCAGGUACUAGAACAUUUGGCGGUGACCCCAUGUCGCAAACUGACACUGGAAGCAAGGUUGGACUUUGCAGCUCGAGCCAUUGUGACCGUGAGAGCAUUACCAAUUGCUCAACAGGAUGUGGACUAUUUGCAUGAUCUGGAAUCUCGCUUGGAAUUGGGCCAACUGCAACACCAGUUGUGUGUCGAAUUGAGCCAGUUGCUUGACUCUCGCCGUAGUGCUGCGUAUUCUCCCAGGCGCACACGAUCACCCCUACGCCCGGUGACCGAUGGAGAGUUGCAGGAGGCAAUAUUCAAGCUCUCUCAUGGUCCAUUGCUCAGUCUCAGUGAAAUGUUUACUGACUACGCGGACAAGUUUGGACUUCACGAAUGCAAGCUGGUCCUGUUGUGGGUUGGGGACUCCCAGGAUGCAGCGUUGAUCAAUGCGAUUUGGAGAGAUCUUCUUCGUUCCAUACUGAAUACAGCGGGUCCAACAUCUGCCUACAUUCCUGGUACUAAACUAAGCUCUCCCUUGCGUACUGUCGAUGCGGAAACUCGUCGGCGAAAUGUGGACUCAUCACACAAACUCGCGGAGCUUGCCAUCGUUGAUUGUCUGGCUCGAUUGGGGAAUCGGUUCUCUGUAGAUGGCAGUUUGUCCUCCAUCAAGUCCCAAACGUUCUUCCCCUUGGGUGAAAUCCUCUCCACACUAGAAUACUAUGCAGUUCAACAAAAGCUCCCCUGCACCUGGGUCCCCACAAUCCUACGCGAUACGCGGCUGACUUGUAGCUCAAGUAUUGUCGAAGCCUACGAUACGCUACUUCAUUCGAAAAACACUCUUUGGCGCCAUUCUGAUGUUCGCAGUCGUUUGUUCUCCGCUUUCGUUACCGUGAUUGAAGACUUCUUGAAUGUGGUCUCUAUUCAACUGCCCGCACGUCAGCGCAUGCUUCAGAUUGGUCGUAUCCUUGACCGGGUGACUAGUAAUCUGGUCGAUUUGAACUCCACCUCUACCAAGGAGUCUAAAGAUACUCAAACACCCCGGGUUAUUGAACGGCUUCGUCACGUGCACGAUCAGCUACAACGCUUCUACCGAUAGCGCACCGUAUGCAUUGUUCUUCGUGUAAAACUCAGUGUCACCACGCCAAUCCCACUCGUUUUUUUGCUAAUACAUGUAUA
Molecule: messenger RNA, 5888 nt
Organism: Opisthorchis viverrini
Lineage: Eukaryota; Metazoa; Platyhelminthes; Trematoda; Opisthorchiida; Opisthorchiidae
Exons: 17
Coding region: 1-5808 (1935 amino acids)
Biological process (GO): transcription-dependent tethering of RNA polymerase II gene DNA at nuclear periphery; protein localization to nuclear inner membrane; RNA export from nucleus
Cellular component (GO): nuclear pore; nuclear pore inner ring
Molecular function (GO): structural constituent of nuclear pore
Source: RefSeq, a predicted model, not a curated record